UCCUUUUUACACGAAGUUUGUUUUCCCGCUAAAUAAACGAAUGUAUCGUGCGUAUAACUCUAAUGAAAUUCAGGACUAUGGAUAAUGAUAAUAAAUUAGAUCGGUUUUUAAAACUAGGAAAAGCGGGAGAAGGCACAUAUGGCGUUGUUUAUAAAGCAAAAAACAAACUGACUGGCAAAAAUGUGGCACUUAAAAAAAUUAAGUUACAAAAGUUUUACAAAGGGGGAACCUCUGAAGGAGUUCCCUCCACAGCAAUGCGUGAAAUAACUUUACUCAAAGGUGUAAGACAUUCAUCUAUUGUGGAACUAUUGGAUGUGAUGUAUACUACAGACAAAUUGUAUUUAGUAUUUGAGUAUUUGGAACUUGAUCUCAAAAGAUAUAUGGAUAGUACAAAAGCACCAUUCGAGCAAGAGCUGAUAAGAAGCUACAUGAAGCAGCUUCUAGAUGCAAUGGCUUAUCUACAUUGUCAUAGGAUAUUGCAUAGAGAUCUAAAACCACAGAACUUGCUUGUUGAUAAAGAAGGUCACAUUAAACUGGCCGACUUUGGGUUAUCCAGAGCCUUUUCAUUACCAACUAGAACAUAUACCCAUGAAGUUAUAACGGUGUGGUAUAGAGCCCCAGAGCUAUUGCUAGGAGAAAAAAUGUAUUGCACUGGAGUUGAUGUUUGGAGUCUGGGAUGUGUAAUGGCAGAAAUGCUGAUGAAAAGGGCACUGUUUCCAGGUGACUCAGAAAUUGACCAACUCUACAAAAUAUUUAAAGUACUUGGAACUCCAUCUGAAGAUAUCUGGGAAGGAGUCACCCUUCUUCCAGAUUUUAAACCAACAUUCCCAGUAUGGCCACCAAGGCAAUUGCAGGACAUCAUUAGGUUUCACUGUUUAGAAGAGGAAGAAAUUUUAAAACAUAUGUUAACUUAUGAUCCUGCAAAACGAAGAACAGCAAAGGAACUGCUCAAGUUAAAUUAUGUCAAAUCAGCUAAACUCACAACUCCAGACCUUACUGUUUUUCGGGAUGAUACUGGAGAGACUGAGUCUGAAGCUAUUAAUAGUUAAUUUUAAUUUACAUUUCUAAAAAAUUUUAACAACUUAAAUAAAGCAA
This is a messenger RNA of Cylas formicarius (sweet potato weevil), 1095 nucleotides long. Its product is annotated as cyclin-dependent kinase 2-like. Gene Ontology annotation, molecular function: ATP binding; cyclin binding; cyclin-dependent protein serine/threonine kinase activity. Gene Ontology annotation, biological process: G1/S transition of mitotic cell cycle; regulation of gene expression; signal transduction. Gene Ontology annotation, cellular component: cytoplasm; cyclin-dependent protein kinase holoenzyme complex; nucleus. The record is from RefSeq and is a predicted model, not a curated record. The coding region runs from base 63 to 1049 and encodes 328 amino acids. The transcript is spliced from 5 exons. NCBI's taxonomy places the organism in Eukaryota, Metazoa, Arthropoda, Insecta, Coleoptera, Brentidae.